GAGCUGGAUCCUCUUUUUGAGUUCCUUUUGUGUCGCAGCUUGGUUUUCAGACUUCUAAGAUACAUAUCAAUAUUGUCAUUAUUCCUUGUAUUUUUUCUAAAUACUUUCUACAAAGGCACAAUGCUAGCGUUUGGUCCGUCUUUCUUCACCCUGGGCGUGGCUUUGUUUCUGCUCACGGACGUACAAACGCUUCCCAGCGUUUCACCUGCACCAGGGCGGCAAACCACCACCACGGAUGGAAGGACGCGGGACAACAGUUCCAUCCCUGAAAUGUCCACCACUGCAAAGUACAACGGCAGCAACACCAGCACUACUAGCAUGAACUAUGCUAACAGCAGCACGACCAUCAUGACCUGGACUGAACUAACUAGUGAUGGUCCUGAUCCCACCAGGACGACAGUCAGCCACUCACUCACCACAAAAAUGAAAGACAACCAGAAAGACAAACUGACCACAGCAAAGCCUUUUACGAGGAAAAGCUAUGACAGCACUGGCAUCAUCGUUCUGGUUUUGAUCAUCAUCAUCGCCAUGGGCUUCUCCCUGGCUUGCUGCAUUGCGAGGAGACGACAAAGGCGUUAUUCUGUGGACUUCCACUCCAGGCCCGAUGAAGCUAACGUCCCCCUCAGUACCGUGGAGCCUGAAGUAGCAGUUGCUAGUGCGUCACAUAACGGUUUGCAAACCUUCCAAAGCGACAGGAAAAGUGCCAAAGACGGAGGGGAAGAACAAGAGGAGCCGGACGGGCCCAAAACUGAAGCAGUGGACAGUCAGCAGCAGCAGGCCGACUCUGCAUCUACGACUCAACCUGCAGACGACUCGGAGAACAAACCCAAAGACGACGUAGACGCCGAGAAAGGUCUUGGGACACCUGAGGAGCAGGCAAAAGACCACGUCACCGACCCAAGCUUAGACGGAACUCCAAAGGAGACCAAUGAGAACAACAGCAACAAUACUUGUGAGAACCCGAGAAAAGCAAAUUCCCAGUUGUCCAGCUUCUUCUGGGAGGUUUCCCUGGACAGCCAGCUGUGAGACGUGAUCUUCAGAAACACGACUGAACGACUGCAAAGAUCAAAGAGGUUUAUUUGUUCUAAUACUAUAAAUCUACACAAAAUAAUGUUACUAAAACGUCUGGGAAAGUCUUCUUACAUUAACUUGAGCCUUCUACUGCUGUAUAAAAGAGCUAGUUUGCGCUUUAUAACUAUUUGCUCUCCAUUUCACCUCCUCAUGAAAGGCUUGUGAGUCCACCUGUUGUCUUUGUUUUUUUUCUACAACAAAAACCACCAAAACAAAUUCAAGGUACAUGCUUUUCAUUGGAUAAUGACAAUAAUCACAUUAUGAUGUAGGCUUAAAAUAGAAGUGUUUUUUUGUAAGUACAUCAAGAACAGUAAAAUAUAUUACCGUAUUUUUCGGAGUAUAAGUCGCGCCCGCCGAAAAUGCAUAAUAAAAAAGGAAAAAAACAUAUAUAAGUCGCACUGGAGUAUAAGUCGCAUUUUUGGGGGAAAUUUAUUUGAUAAAACCCAACACUAAGAAUAGAACUUUUAAAGGCAAUUUAAAAUAAAUAAAGAAUAGUGAACAACAGGCUGAAUAAGUGUAGGUUAUAUGAGGCAUAAAUAAGCAACUGCUAUGUUAACCUAACAUAUUAUGGUAAGAGUCAUUCAAAUAACUAUAACAUAUAGAACACACUAUACCUUUACCAAACUAUCUCUCACUCCUAAUCCAUAAAUCCCAUGUAAUCUUAUACGUCUAGUCUCUUACGUGAAUGAGCUAAAUAAUAUUAUUUGAUAUUUUAUGGUAAUGUGUUAACAAUUUCACACGUAAGUCGCUCCUGAGUAUAAGUCGCACCCUUGGCCAAACUAUGAAAAAAACUGCGACUUACAGUCCGAAAAAUACGGUACUCAAUAAAAUAAAUUAUUUUUUUGUUUGUUUUUGUAGUAAAUAACCUAAUAUUACACUAGUGCUUUUUAUAUAGCUCGGUUGGUAGAGUGGCCGUGCCAGCAACUUGAGGGUUCCAGGUUCGAUUCCCACUUCAGCCAUCCUAGUCAAUGCCGUUGUGUCCUUGGGCAAGACACUUUACCCACCUGCUCCCAGUGCCGCCCACACUGCUUUAAAUGGAACUUAGAUCUUGGGUUUCACUAUACAAAGCGGUUUGAGUAACUAGAGAAAAGCGCUACAUGAAUAUAAUUCACUUCACACUUCACUUUUAUUAGGGGGACACAAAAAAAUCUAUUCGCAUCCAAUUCACGAUUCUUUCUUAGUCAUCACAAUUCUAAGUCGAUGCAUAAUUUAUAAAAAUUGAUUUACAAAAAAAAAAGUUUUUUUUGUUUCUUUUAUACGAAUGCAUUUCUAAAAAUAUGUUUUAUGUCAACUCCACGACACCAGAAAUAACUUUUCUAACCUGUAACCUGAAUUAUUAUACCAAAAUAAUACAUUACGAAAAUUGGUGUGAAUCGAGAAUUGUGUUAAAUCGAACCACAGGAAUGGAAUCGGAUCUAAUCGUUAGGUGCCCAAAGAUUCAUACUCCUAUUUUUUAUUGUUGUAUUAGUAUAUGAUCAUUAAAACCGCGAGGUACCGUAUUUUUCGGACUCUAAGUCGCAGUUUUUUUCAUAGUUUGGCCGGGGGUGCGACUUAUACUCAAGAGCUACUUAUGUGUGAAAUUAUUAACACAUUACCGUAAAAUAUCAAAUAAUAUUAUUUAGCUCAUUCAUGUAAGAGACUAGACGUAUAAGAUUUCAUGGGAUUUAUGGAUUAGGAGUGAGAGAUAGUUUGGUAAAGGUAUAGCAUGUUCUAUAUGUUAUAGUUAUUUGAAUGACUCUUACCAUAAUAUGUUAGGUUAACAUAGCAGUUGCUUAUUUAUGCCUCAUAUAACCUACACUUAUUCAGCCUGUUGUUCACUAUUCUUUAUUUAUUUUAAAUUGCCUUUCAAAUGUCUAUUCUUGGUGUUGGGUUUUAUCAAAUACAUUUCCCCAAAAAACGCGACUUAUACUCCAGUGCGACUUAUACUCCAGUGCGACUUAUAUAUGUUGUUUUUCCUUCUUUAUUAUGCACUUUUGGCAGGUGCGACUUAUACUCCGAAAAAAUACGGUACAAAUGUGGGAUUUUAACUUUUAAAUGUACAUAAGAUGCAAAAACAUGUCUUUUGUAUAUUUUGUAACAAGUAUGAAUCAAUAUUUAAGGCGAGAUUGUUCAUUGGGAUUCUGCAUAUCACAUACAGCUGUCCAAAGGAAA
Nerophis ophidion (straightnose pipefish) is the source of this 3222-nucleotide messenger RNA. RefSeq lists its product as uncharacterized. NCBI's taxonomy places the organism in Eukaryota, Metazoa, Chordata, Actinopteri, Syngnathiformes, Syngnathidae. The transcript has 10 exons. The coding region runs from base 121 to 1026 and encodes 301 amino acids. The record is from RefSeq and is a predicted model, not a curated record.